Molecule: messenger RNA, 1203 nt
Organism: Soboliphyme baturini
Lineage: Eukaryota; Metazoa; Nematoda; Enoplea; Dioctophymatida; Soboliphymatidae
Source: the annotation of a GenBank genome assembly
AUGGACAACGCCUCUCUUCUGGUUAAGUACUGUAAUGAGACGAAUAACUCGCGCCUCGGAAGUCUGACGGAAUCGGUGGAGCUGCUGGAGUGGUUCGAGGCGAACAUGUUUCCUCAACUAAUUUGCACCCUCGCAACAGCGGGAAUCGUCGGAAAUUGUCUGACGUUGCUGACCAUACAGAGCAAGGUUUAUCGAUGUCUUCAACCGUUUACAAAACUAACCCGCGUCAGUACCGUAGUAUCUAUUCUAUUGGACUUGACGAACUUUGCCUCCGGCUUUCUGGUCGGCUGCUUAUGGGACACGAGCACCAGCUGCUCCUUGCUGGCAGUUUACGCCGUACUGCGAGGCGCCCUCAACUACUUCCUUUUGGUAAGCGAUUUUCUGUACCUCAUUCUUACCAUAGACAGAUACAUCGCCAUUUGUCACCCGAUCUACUGGCAUACGACUGCGACUGAAGCCAAACAGAAGAUCGUGUCGAAAUCGAUCGUGUUCGUGUUUCUGAUCAGCCUGGUACGUUUCCAUAACGGCAUUGACUUCUAUUGCAUGUUCCGAAGCAGACCGAGGGCUUUAAACGAUCCCUGGAUUAGAAUACUGAGGACAUUGGCGGACAUUGCGUUUCCAACAAUUUUCGUUGGUCCGUUGAUCUACAUGAACAUUCAGAUCUUUCGCUCCAUUCGUCGCCAGAGGCAGCUGAAAAUGGAAAAAUGUACCUCUACGAAUUACUCAUCUGUGAAUCGGGAAAUGUCCAAUAGCAGGCAAGCCUAUUCGCUGGCGUCCGUUAACCCCGGCGAAUUGAGAAUUCAAGCAAACAAGGAAAGGAAGGCGACUGUCGGCAUUAUCAUGAUCAACCUGGUGUUAUUCCUGUUCAGUUUGAUCAGCUUCUACAGUUGUACUAUACAGUCCGUUCACCGCCAUAAUUACGAGGACCAGUCUCAUGAGUGCAGCGAGCAGAUCUUCGAGUUGAACAAGAAAAAACUGCUGCUCAUUCACUUCAUAUCCAUCCAGCUGCUGAAGACCUGCUCUGGGUCCGUCAUGUUCUACGUCUAUAUCAUCUUCAACCGCACGUUCAGACGCGAGUUCAGCAGAACAGUAUUCGCCUUGUACCGAUUAACCGUGCCUGCCAGGUCGCAGUCGACCGUUUGUCCAAUGUCGACCAUUUCGAUGAGUUUAGACAAAAGCCGAACAAUGCGACAGAAGUUUUAA